GCCUUGCUCUCUUUUAGUUAAGCACAGUUAAAAGCAUCAUCACUAGAUCGCUUGAAAAAUGAUUCUUUAAUGUGCGAUAUAAUGAUUUUUCUCCUUUUGGGGGUCGUUUUUAAGAAAAUGCUUUUGUGAUGUAAUCCAUGUAAUGGUAAUCCAUGUAAACAUGUCCCCUGAGUUGCAGGAUAUUUUAUAAAUUCAGAAAAGUUUGCCUUUUACCUGUCUUCUCACAAGGACAUUAAAGUCUGUCUUUGAGAUUCUUUAUACGCAUUUUGAUAAUGGAAAGUCUUGAUUAUUAUCCCCCUUUCCUUAUCUCUGAACCCACAGUUGGAGUAAUGAGAAUCAGGAUACUAGUACUGCAAAGACUUUAUGGAAACUAGUGAGCAAAUCUGGCUUUUUCAAACGACGCCUGUGUUCUAGGUUUUAUUUUACUUUUUUUUUGGCGGGGGGGGGGCGUCAUUGGCACACAACAUGAUAUUAGUUCCAGGUAUGCGACAUACUGUUUGGACAUUUACGAUGCCUGCAUUAUAGAUUUGAAGCGCCUUUACGUAUUGCCGAGGCAACAUUUACCUAUAUUGAAUUGUAUAUAUGAAAACCAAAUAAUUGUCGGCAUGAAAUUUCAACGAAUAUCUAUGUUCUACACAGGUGGCAUUAAACAGGCUCUUCUUGCAAAAAGAAUAAUGUUUGAAGCAAAUGCGAAAGCUUCUCUGAAAAGCACUAACGAGAAAAUCGAGCAAGGUUGGAAAAUACAAAAACAAAGGCAGAAUCUUCAUUUCAAAUACUCUCAGCAGUUUCUGACUCUCUUUCAGAAGUGGGAUACCGACAUGAGGAAAUCCCAGGAACAGGAAGCAAAACUAGCUGGUAUGUUUCAAGAGCAACAAAAGAUUCUGCAACAAGCUAGAAUUGUUCAGAACCAGAGGCUGGAAAAAUUAAGAAACGUAUACAAAGAAUUCUUAAAGAGUUCGCAGGCCUUGGACAAGGACCAUGAACAUCUUCUUACUGAUGAACAAAGUGAAGUCAGAGAAGAAAUCGCCAAGAUGCAAAACAAAAUUAUGAGGGAAGCUAGGCCGGCCCGGCCCCCGAGGUCCCUCCCCGCAGGGCUGUGCCGGCCUGGGGACCCGACCGUGGCCGGGCCGAAACCCCGCGUCCCCUCGGGAUGCACGGGGAAUAAGCCGUUCUGCACCCGUCGGCGGACAGUCAGGUGGACCCCUCCAUCUGGCCCCCCAGGACGAGCCGUGGCCCCGCCCCCGGGGGCCAAGAUGUCGGGCCGGGCGGUGUGGCCGGAGGGCCAGGCGCAGACGGCCCCUCCUCACCAGGUGUCACCCUCCCGGGCCAUGAGGGCCGUCGCUCCCGCUCCCCGCUCCCCGCUCCGCUCCCCGCCCUGCCAGCUCUGCGCUCAGGGGCCUGGUCGUAUCCCGUCGGAGCCCCCGGAGGACCCCUGCCACCGGGUCCGCCUGCCUGCCUGGCUGGGCCUCCCAGGGGGUCGCUAUGCCCGACCCCCGGCCCGGCCCCCGUUUGUCUUGACCCUUCCUCUGUCCCGCAACCCUCCGUCCCUAUGGCCCACCGCCGCCCCGCCCCACCCCCUGUCUCUGUCGGUCCUCCCUGCGUCCCUGCGUCCCUCCGCCCCACCCCACCCCCACCGCCACUGUCUUGUCCCUCCCUCCGCCCCAUCCAUCGCCAUCGCCGACGCCAUCGCCAUCGCCAUCGCCAUCGCCAUCCCCAUCCCCCGCCUCUCUCAGGCCUCCGCGCGCACACAACGACCUCCACGGCAGGUCCUCCGCGACGACGCUCCUCUGAGGGCCUCGCGACUGACUGGGAGGAGCCAGUCAGCCUCGCCUGCCCUGCGCGGGAGCGUCGCUGAGCGGCUGGCCCAGCGCCGGUGCCUGCCGGCCCUGAGGAUCGAGGAUCGAGGGUCGAGGGUCGAGGGUCGAGGGUCGAGGGUCGAGAUUCGAGGGUCGAGGGUCGAGGGUCGAGGGUGGAGGGUGGAGGGAGGUCGAGAAGAUGGUGGUGAGAAAGAGGGCAAGGAAAAGAGGGACACCUCAAGAGUUAGGUCUUCGCAUCGCAUAGCCAAGGAGGAGGGUACCGGGGCUGAAGAUGGAGGCAUCCUUCCAUCUCCGCCACCAGGUUUCAACCUCACUGUGCCCGAGGAGGCUCUGAAAGAAGAGGCACCUGACACCCACGCAAAGACCCCGGCCGCCUCCUCUGAGCGCUCUGCCUCCUCCGGGAAUGUUGAGGACCACGGAGAGGGUCCCUGGGAGCCAGGCUUGGAAGGUGUGGCAGCCUCCUCCAGUGCCCCUAACCUGAGGCUGCGUUGUUCACUCCGUCUGGCAAACAGGAGAAGGAAGCUGCAGGUUCCAGAGUUUGAGAAAGGGCUGCAGGAAUCUCGACCUCCGGCCAGCUCAAAGGCUGUGAACCCCACCACUGCUAUUAAGAAGGAUGUCAGCCAGGAAAUGGGACACCUGACCGGCACGCUUUCUCCACAGGAGCCUUGUCCCAUUGAAGGAGGGAUGAUGGUCUGGUUUAAAUUUCAAAAUCACCCCUUUUGGCCCGCAGUGGUAAAGAGCGUCAGCCAAGCAGAGCAGACUGCAAGGGUGCUUUUGAUUGAGGCAAACAUGCACGCUGAAAUGAGUGGCAUUCGAGUUCCUCUUCGAAGAUUAAAGCCCCUGGACUGCAAAGAGAAAGAAACACUGAUGAAGAGAGCCAGGAGAGUGUACGAGCAAAGUGUGAACUGGUGUUUCUCCCUGAUUUCUCACUACAGAGAAGGGCUCACUUGUGGGUCUUUUGCAGGCUCCUUCCUGGACUAUUAUGCUGCUGACGUCAGUUACCCAGUUAGGAAAGCCAUCCAGGACGGGGACCUGGAGGUUGACUUCCCAAAGGUCAAUUAUGCCGACCUGGAGGAUUCUGAGGAGGAGACCUCCGUGGGCGGGAAGAGGCCCCGCAAGAAGAUUCUCCCUGACCGGAUGAGGGCUGCUCGGGACCGAGCCAACCAGAAGCUCGUGGACUUCAUCGUGAAAACGAAGGGAGCCGAUCACCACCUUCUGGACAUUGUCAAAGGCAGGAAACAGUCCAGGUGGCUGACAUCAUUUCUGAAUUGCAAGAGGUACACGCUCUGCAUUGAAACAUACCUGGAGGAUGAAGACCAGUUGGAUGUGGUGGUGGGACAUUUACAAGAAAUCUACAAACAAAUAGACAAGAAGAGGCUGACUCUGGCAAGGGACGACAAAGUCAGUUUUGUUGUGGAAGUUCUUCUGCCAGAAGCAAUCAUUUGUUCCAUUGCUGCACUUGACGGAUUAGGUUAUAAGGAGGCAGAAGAAAAGUACCUACGGGGCCCACCCGUGCAUUACCGGGAAAAACAGCUGUUUGAUAAAAAUAUCCUAAAGCAAAUGCGAAAGAGAUCGGCACCCGGGCUCAAGGCUAAUAAGUAA
Messenger RNA from Nyctereutes procyonoides (raccoon dog), 3419 nucleotides. RefSeq names its product PWWP domain-containing DNA repair factor 3A-like. The coding region runs from base 606 to 3419 and encodes 937 amino acids. NCBI's taxonomy places the organism in Eukaryota, Metazoa, Chordata, Mammalia, Carnivora, Canidae. The record is from RefSeq and is a predicted model, not a curated record. The transcript has 9 exons.